Emiliania huxleyi CCMP1516 is the source of this 636-nucleotide messenger RNA. RefSeq lists its product as hypothetical. Gene Ontology annotation, cellular component: endoplasmic reticulum membrane. Gene Ontology annotation, molecular function: diacylglycerol O-acyltransferase activity. The record is from RefSeq and is a predicted model, not a curated record. Gene Ontology annotation, biological process: triglyceride biosynthetic process. The annotation marks the transcript as partial. The transcript is spliced from 2 exons. Lineage: Eukaryota; Haptophyta; Isochrysidales; Noelaerhabdaceae.
UUUCGGCUGCCUCUUCUACGGCAGUGGCUCUCCAUGGCCGGCCUCGAGCCUGCGACUGCGCGCAACCUGCUCCGGCGGCUCCGCUCGCCGGGCUGCUCCACCUUCCUCGUGCCCGGCGGCAUCGCCGAGAUGUUUCUCAACGACCCGGACUACGAGGUCGUCCAGCUUGCGAACCGGAAGGGGCACGCGCUUCGCGCCGGCUCUCCCAUCGUGCCCGUCUACAUCUUCGGGCAGACACAGCUCUUCUACACCUUCUCGGGCCGGCUGCAGCAGCUGAUGCGCCGCCUCUCUCGCGCGCUGCGUGUCUCUCUCAUCCCAUUUGUCGGCCGCUCGUGGCUCUCCCCCUUUGUGCCGCUGCAGAACCCGCUGACCGUCGUCGUCGGCCGGCCAAUCAAUCUGGACGUGGCGCCCGUGGAGGCGCCCACCGCCGAGCAGAUCGACGCGCUCCACGCCGAGUUCACCGCGGAGCUGCAGCGCAUCUUCGACACGUACAAGGGCCGCCACCCGGGGUACUCCAACAAGCGCCUGUACGUGGCGGGCGAGGACGACGUGACGCGGUGGGGAGAGGAAGAGGUGGAGGCCAUCCGCGAGCGGCGGCGGCUCGAGCAGUUUCACCUUUUCCCCGCCAAGCUCUAA